Messenger RNA from Megachile rotundata (alfalfa leafcutting bee), 9483 nucleotides. RefSeq names its product trichohyalin-like. NCBI's taxonomy places the organism in Eukaryota, Metazoa, Arthropoda, Insecta, Hymenoptera, Megachilidae. The record is from RefSeq and is a predicted model, not a curated record.
AUGAAGAUACCUGUGAUUUUUUUAUCGUUUCUCUGUGUUAUUGUCACGCCGGCGGUUCAAGAGUUACAGAAGUCGAGUGGACAAAUACAGGAGCAGAGUGAAACGGUACAGAAACACGUGGAAGCUGUUUCCAGCAAUGUUCAAACGCAGAGUUCGGUCGGUGCGCAAGUUCAAACGCAGCACAAGUCGCGACGCGAGAUUGGAUUAGCCUUGGGGGAAUCGGUUGAGAAGGCUUCCAGCGAAACUGAUUGGCGACGGUCGUUUCUUGACGAGAAUGACGCACAGGUAAAUGGCAUCCAUAAAAAAAAACGCGUACCGCCGAUAAUAGCAUGGCUGGGAAAAGUGAGGGAAUCAGAUAUGAAGACCAAUAAACCAAAGUCGGCGUAUCGACGACAAUUCUGGGACUCCUUCGUGGUAGACGACCCGACCGGUGCAUCCAGCAGCAGCAGCAUCAUCAAGCAAAUUCUCAGGAACGCUAAAUUGAAAUCGACGAGUACGUACACGGGUAAACAGCAGAAAGUUGAAGAACUGAAGGAUGCUGAUUGGGCGAGGUACGCAGCUGAGUCAAACAUUUAUAAGGAACCAUUGCCUAAAGCAGUAGUUAAAAGUGGCCACGUGGAAGUUGCAAAUCAACAAGGUGAAAAGUGGAUGAAAGAAGAAAUUGAAUCGAAUUGGAAGAAUAGAGAGAAUAAAUCACCAGUACCGACGUGGAAUGCUCACAAUAUGAAGAACAUAAGGACGCAUGAGGAACUGAGUAUAGAAAGUCAGAAAUUGAACGAAGAGAAUUUGAAGAUGCGUAAUCAGUAUAGAGACAGGGCCUGGGAUCUGGAUAGCAGAAGAAGAAUAUAUGGACAUAGUCUUCCACUCGAGGAAAUAGAGAACGGUGGUAAGGAGCCUCUAAGAAAUAAACCUCUAUACGAGCCUGAUCCACUUGCACUGCUGGCUAGGUUAGACCAUGGGCCGGCAUUAGCGGACACAGGGCUACUGGACAGAAUGCCGGCUGGACAUAGGAAAACCUAUAUGAUACAGGGAGAACAUAAAUCCUUGAACUUAGAAGAUACAAAUGAAUCUAAACCUGACUUAAUAAUAGACAAGCAGAAAUAUCUGGGCUGGCAGAAAGGAGUCGAUAGGAAACAGCAACAUUUGAACGAAGAAGAACUGAAGGAAAUAAUAAAAUCAAAACAAAUAAGUGACGAAUUACUGAAAAAAUCAUGGAGCGCGGCAAAAGUGGAUAAAGCGGAAGAAAUGAAAAUUCACAAGAGCUGGGGCCCUGAGAAGGGACAGUGGAAGGAAGACAACAAGAAAUGGUCCCCUGAGUGGAAGGAAGACAACAAGAAAUGGUCCCCUGAGUGGAAGAAAGGAGACAAGGAGUCUUCCAGCGAGAAGGAAUGGAAAAAUAGAGAUAAGGAAUGGUCCUCUGAGAAGAAGUGGAAGCAAGCAGGUAAGGAGUCUUCCGGCGAAAAGGAAUGGAGAAAAGGAGAUAAAGAAUGGUCUUCGGAGAAGAAGAAAAUUGAACUGAAGAAGGAAGAGUCCAAGAAAGAACAGAAAGAAGAAAUGAAACUGAAGGAAAUACAAAUACAGCAGUCGAAAUAUAACAACGCUAUGCCCUGGAACUUGAGGAAAGGGCAAUGGAAAGAAGAAAGACAGGAAUGGUCUGCUUGGGGUACACCGUGGAAAGAUGCUAAAAAUAAGUGGUCUUCUGAGAGAAAAAAAAUUGCAUUGAAGGAAGAAGACUCUAAGAAAGCUAAAAUGGAAGAGAUGAAAUCAAAAGAAAUAAAAAUAGAGGAGUCUAAAGAGAAGAAAUCAGAAGAAAUAAAAAUAGAGGAGUCUAAAGAGAAGAAAGAACAAUCUUGGGACACCGGAAAGGGACACUCGAAAGAAGAAAGCCAGGAAUGGACUUCCGGGGAGAAGCAGUCGACGGAACAAAGUAAGGAAUGGACCGCCGAACAGAAGAAUGUAGGACUCGAGGAAGAAGAGUCUCAAAAAGUUGAGAUGGUAGAGCAGAAAUCAGAGGAGAUUGAAAAGGAGUCUAAAGAGGAAAGAGGACAUUCCUGGGAUUCUGGAAAUGGACAGUGGAAAGAAGAAGGUCAGGAAUGGUCUUCUGGAGGGACGGAGUCGAAAAAAGGAGACAAGGAAUGGUCCUCAGACACGAAGAAAGUCGAAAUGGAGGAAGAGGAGUCCAAGACAGUUGAGACGGUAGAGAAGAAAUCUGAGGAAAUUCAAAUUGAAAAGUCGAAAGAGAAGAAAGGUGCAUCCUGGGAAAUUGGCAAAGGUCUGCGGAAAAAAGAAAGACAUGAAUGGUCUCCUGGAAAGAAGGAGUGGAAGGAAGAAAACAAGGAAUGGUCCCCGGGCAAAAAGGGGUGGAAGAAAGAAGACAAGCAAUGGUCUUCCCUGAAGCAAGAAAUCGGACUGAAAGAGGCACUGUCUAAGAAAGAACAGAAAUCAGAGAAGAAAUCCCAGGAUAUUAAAAUAGAGAUGUUGAAGGAGAAAAAAGGAGGGAACUGGGACCUAUUGAAGGAGCCUAUUAAAGAAGACCAUCAUGAGUGGUCGCCAAUUGAGAAACAAUGGAAACAAGAAAGCCAGGAGUGGUCAACUGGCGACAAGAAGUUGCAAAAAGGGGACAAAAAAUGGUCCAUAGACCAGACGAAAAUUGAACUAAAGGAAGAAGAGUCGAAGAAAGAAAAGAAGGAGGAGAAGAAAUCGAAGAAAAUUAAGAUAGAGGAAUCAGAGGAGAAGAAAGGACUAAACUUGGACGCUAGCAAAGGAAGCCACGAAUGGACGACUGGGGAGAAUGAGUGGAAGGAAGGAGAAAAAGAAUGGUCCUCUGGGGAAAAAGAAUGGAAGUUAGGAGAUAAAGAGUGGUCUCCUGAGAAGAAGAAAAUCGAACUGAAGGAAGAUGCGUCUAAGAAGAAACUGAAGGAAGAGAAGAAGUCGAAGGAAAUUAAAAUAGAGGAAUCAAAGGAGAAGAAAGGACUAUCUUUGGACGCUAGCAAAGGAAGCCACGAAUGGUCGACAGGGGAGAAUGAGUGGAAGGAAGGAGAAAAAGAAUGGUCCUCUGGGGAAAAAGAAUGGAAGUUAGGAGAUAAAGAGUGGUCUCCUGAGAAGAAGAAAAUCGAACUGAAGGAAGAUGCGUCUAAGAAGAAACUGAAGGAAGAGAAGAAGUCGAAGGAAAUUAAAAUAGAGGAAUCACAGGAGAAGAAAGGUGCAUCCUGGGAAUCUGGCAAGGGACCAUGGAAAGAAGAAAGCCACGAAUGGUCUUCUGGGGAUCAGAAGUGGAAGGAAGGAGACAAGGAAUGGUCCUCCGGAGACAAGGAGUGGCAUGCAGGAGAUAAGGAAUGGUCGCCUGAGAAGAAAAAAAUCGAACUCAAGGAAGAAGUGUCCAAAAAAGAACAGAAAGAGGAACAUAAAUCAAAGGAUAUAAAGAUAGAGAUGUCGAAAGAUAAUAAGGGGGCAUCCUGGGAAAUUGUGAAAGGACCAUGGAAGGAAGAAAGCCCUGAAUGGUCCGCUGGGGAAAAGGAUUGGAAGGAAGGGGAUAAAGAGUGGUCUUCUGAGAAGAAGAAACUCGAACUGAAGGAAGAUGAGUCUAAAAAAGGACAGAAACAGGAAAAGAAAUCAAAGGAUAUACAGGUAGAAGUAUCGAAAGAUUAUAAGGGUGCAUCCUCGGAAAUUGUGAAAGGACCGUCGAAGGAAGAAAGUCAUGAAUGGUCCGCUGGGGAGAAGGAAUGGAAGGAAGGAGAUAAAGAGUGGUCUUCUGAGAAGAAGAAAGUCGAAUUGAAGGAAGAAGAAUCUAAGCAAGAACAGAAAGAGGAACAUAAAUCAAAGGAUAUAAAGAUAGAGGUGUCAAAAGAUGAUAAGGGGGCAUCCUCGGAAAUUGUGAAAGGACCGUCGAAGGAAGAAAGUCAUGAAUGGUCCGCUGGGGAGAAGGAAUGGAAGGAAGGAGAUAAAGAGUGGUCUUCUGAGAAGAAGAAAGUCGAAUUGAAGGAAGAAGAAUCUAAGCAAGAACAGAAAGAGGAACAUAAAUCAAAGGAUAUAAAGAUAGAGGUGUCAAAAGAUGAUAAGGGGGCAUCCUCGGAAAUUGUGAAAGGACCGUCGAAGGAAGAAAGUCAUGAAUGGUCCGCUGGGGAGAAGGAAUGGAAGGAAGGAGAUAAAGAGUGGUCUUCUGAGAAGAAGAAAGUCGAAUUGAAGGAAGAAGAGUCUAAGAAAGAACAUAAAGAGGAAAAGAAAUCGAAAGAAAUUAAGAUAGAGGAAUCAAUGGACAAGAAAGGGGCCUCCUGGGAAUCUGACAAAGGACCAUGGAAAGAAGAAAGUCAGGAAUGGUCCGCUGGGAACAAGGAGUGGAAGGCAGAAGAUAAAGAAUGGUCACCGGAGAAAAAGGAAAUCGAACUAGAGCAAAAAGAAUCUAAGAACGGAAAGAAAAAGGAGAAGAAAUCCAAGGAAAUUAAGAUAGAGCAAUCAAAGGAGCACAAAGGGGCAUCCUGGGAGUCUGACAAAGCAGCAUCGAAAGAAGAAAGUCACGAAUGGCACUCUGGAGACAAGGAAUGGAAGGCACCAGACAAUAAGUGGUCGUCUGAGAAGAAGAAAAUCGAACUGAACGAAGAAGAACCUAAAAAAGAAAAGAAAGAGGAGAAGAAAUCGAAAGAAAUUAAGAUAGAGGAACCCACAGGGGAUAAAGGAGCAUCGUGGGAAUCUAACAAAGGACCAUGGAAAAAAGAAAGUCACGAAUGGCCCGCUGCAGACAAGGAGUGGAAGGCAGAAGAUAAAGAAUGGUCACCGGAAAAAAAGAAAAUCGAACUGAAGAAAGAAGAAUCCAAUAAAGAACAGAAAGAAGAGAAGAAGUCCACGGAAAUUAAAAUAGAGGAAUCAAAUGGGAAAAAAGCGGCAUCCUCGGAAUCUGGUAAAGGACCAUUGAAAGAAGAGAGUCACGAAUGGCACUCUCGAGACGAGUGGGAGGCAGGUGACAAACAGUGGCCCACUGGUGAUAAAGAGGGAAAGGGAGGCGAUAUAGAAUGGUCUCCUGAGACGAAGAAUAUUGAAAGGCAGGAAGAAGACUCUACGAAAGAGCAGGAGGAGGUGCAGAAAUCGAAAGAAAUUAAGAUAGAGGAAUCACAGGAGAAAAACGCGGCCUCGUGGGAGUCUGGCAAAGGACCAUGGAAAGAAGAAAGUCACGAAUCGUCCUCUGGGGACAAGGAGAGGAAGGGAGGAGCUAGAGAGUGGUCGCCUAAGAAGAAGAAGAUAGAACUGAAGCAAGAAGAGUCGAAGAAGGAACAUAAACAGAAGAAAUUGAAGGAAAUUAAGAUAGAGGAAUCAAAGGAGAAGAAAGAUGCAUCAUGGCUAUCUGGCAAAGGGCCACGGAAAGAAGAAACCUACGAGUGGUCCCCUGAUCAGAAGGAGUGGAAGGAAGGUAAUAACGAAUGGUCUGCUCCACCGAACGAAUGGAAGGAAGGUGAUAAGGAAUGGUCACCUAAAAAGAAGGAGUGGAAGGAAGGUGAUAAGGACUGGUCUCCUGAGACGAAGAAAAUUGAACUGAAGCAAGAAGACUCUAAAAAAGAGCAGAAGGAGGUGCAGGAAUUGAAAGAAAUUAAGAUAGAGGAAUCACAGGAGAAAAACGCAGCCUCGUGGGAGUCUAGCAAGGGACCAUGGAAAGAAGAAACCCACCAAUGGUCCCCUGAUCAGAAAGAGUGGAAGGACGGUAAUAAGGAGUGGUCUCUUGUACCGAAGGAAUGGAAGGAAAGUGAUAAGGAAUGGUCUCCCGCACCCAAGGAAUGGAAGGUAGGUGACAAGGAGUGGUCUCCUGCACCGAAGGAGUGGAAGGAAGGUGAUAAGGAAUGGUCUGCCCCAUCGAAGGAAUGGAAGGAAGGUGACAAAGAGUGGUCUCCUGCAUCGAAGGAAUGGAAGGAAGGUAAUAAGGAAUGGUCACCUAAAAAGAAGGAGUGGAAGGAAGGUGAUAAGGAAUGGAAGGAAGGUGACAAAGAGUGGUCUCCUGCAUCGAAGGAAUGGAAGGAAGGUAAUAAGGAAUGGUCACCUAAAAAGAAGGAGUGGAAGGAAGGUGAUAAGGACUGGCCUUCUGAGACGAAGAAAAUUGAACUGAAGAAAGAAGACUCUAAGAAAGAGCAGAAGGAGGUGCAGAAAUCGAAAGAAAUUAAGAUAGAGGAAUCAAUGGACAAGAAAGGGGCCUCCUGGGAAUCUGACAAAGGACCAUGGAAAGAAGAAAGUCACGAAUCGUCCUCUGGGGACAAGGAGAGGAAGGGAGGAGCUAGAGAGUGGUCGCCUAAGAAGAAGAAAGGUCUGCUCCUCCAAAGGAAUGGAAGGAAGGAAGGUGAUAAGGAAUGGUCUGCACCACCGAAGGAACGGAAGGAAGGUUAUAAGGAAUGGUCUCCUGAGACAAAGAAAAUUGAGCUGAAGGAAGGAGACUCUAAGAAAGAGCAGAAGGAGGUGCAGAAAUCGAAAGAAAUUAAGAUAGAGGAAUCGCAGGAGAAAAACGCAGCCUCGUGGGAAUCUGGCAAAGGACCAUGGAAAGAAGGAAGUCACGAAUGGUCCUCUGGUGACAAGGAGUGGAAGGGAGGAAAAGAGAAGAAAUCAAAGGAAAUUAAGAUAGAAGAAUCAGAGGAGAAGAAAGAUGCACCUUUGCUGUCCGGCAAAGAACCACGGAAGGAAGAAACCCACGAAUGGUCCCCUGAUCAGAAGGAGUGGAAGGAUGGUAAUAUGGAAUGGUCUGCUCCUCCAAAGGAAUGGAAGGAAGUUGACAAGGAGUGGUCUCCUGCACCGAAGGAAUGGAAGGGAGGUGAUAAGGAAUGGUCUCCCGCACCGAAGGAAUGGAAAGAAGGUGACAACGAGUGGUCACCUGCUCCGAAGGAAUGGAAGGAAGGUGAUAAGGAAUGGUCUGCACCACCGAAGGAACGGAAGGAAGGUUAUAAGGAAUGGUCUCCUGAGACAAAGAAAAUUGAGCUGAAGGAAGGAGACUCUAAGAAAGAGCAGAAGGAGGUGCAGAAAUCGAAAGAAAUUAAGAUAGAAGAAUCAGAGGAGAAGAAAGAUGCACCUUUGCUGUCCGGCAAAGAACCACGGAAGGAAGAAACCCACGAAUGGUCCCCUGAUCAGAAGGAGUGGAAGGAUGGUAAUAUGGAAUGGUCUGCUCCUCCAAAGGAAUGGAAGGAAGGUGACAAGGAGUGGUCUCCUACACCGAAAAAAUGGAAGGGAGGUGAUAAGGAAUGGUCACCUGCACCGAAGGAAUGGAAGGAAGGUGACAAAGAGUGGUCUCCUGCAUCGAAGGAAUGGAAGGAAGGUAAUAAGGAAUGGUCACCUAAAAAGAAGGAGUGGAAGGAAGGUGAUAAGGACUGGCCUUCUGAGACGAAGAAAAUUGAACUGAAGAAAGAAGACUCUAAGAAAGAGCAGAAGGAGGUGCAGAAAUCGAAAGAAAUUAAGAUAGAGGAAUCGCAGGAGAAAAACGCAGCCUCGUGGGAAUCUGAUAAAGGACCAUGGAAAGAAGGAAGUCACGAAUGGUCCUCUGCUGACAAGGAGUGGAAGGGAGGAAAAGAGAAGAAAUCAAAGGAAAUUAAGAUAGAAGAAUCAGAGGAGAAGAAAGAUGCACCUUUGCUGUCCGGCAAAGAACCACGGAAGGAAGAAACCCACGAAUGGUCCCCUGAUCAGAAGGAGUGGAAGGAUGGUAAUAUGGAAUGGUCUGCUCCUCCAAAGGAAUGGAAGGAAGGUGACAAGGAGUGGUCUCCUGCACCGAAGGAAUGGAAGGAAGGUGAUAAGGAAUGGUCUCCCGCACCGAAGGAAUGGAAGGAAGAUGAAGGUGACAAGGAGUGGUCUGCUGCACCGAACGAAUGGAAGGGAGAUGACAAAGAGUGGUCACCUGCACCAAAAGAAUGGAAGGAAGGUGAUAAGGAAUGGUCUCCCGCACCGAAGGAAUGGAAGGAAGAUGACAAGGAGUGGUCUCCUGCACCGAAGGAAUGGAAGGAAGGUGAUAAGGAAUGGUCUGCACCACCGAAGGAACCGAAGGAAGGUUAUAAGGAAUGGUCUCCUGAGACAAAGAAAAUUGAGCUGAAGGAAGGAGACUCUAAGAAAGAGCAGAAGGAGGUGCAGAAAUCGAAAGAAAUUAAGAUAGAGGAAUCGCAGGAGAAAAACGCAGCCUCGUGGGAAUCUGGCAAAGGACCAUGGAAAGAAGGAAGUCACGAAUUGCCCUCUGGAGCCAAGGAGUGGAAGGGAGGAGUUAGAGAAUGGUCGCCUAAGAAGAAGAAGAUAGAACUGAAGAAAGAAGCGUCAAAGAAGGAACAGAAAGAGAAGAAAUCGAAGGAAAUUAAGAUAGAGGAAUCAGCGAAGAAGAAAGAUGCAUCCUUGAUCUCCGGCAAAGGGCCGUGGAAAGAAGAAACCCACGAAUGGUCGCCUGAUCAGAAGGAGUGGAAGGAAGGCGAAAAGGAGGGGUCCUCUGCAGAGAAAGAAUUGAAGGACCAAAACAAAGAAUGGGCCCCUGAGAAGAAGAAAAUCGAAUUGAAAGAAAGCGAGUCUAAGAAUGAAAUGAAAGAGGAGAAGAAAUCAAAGGAACUUAAGAUAGACGAGUCGAAGGAGAAAAUAGGCGCAUUCUGGGACUCUGGCUUGAGGCCUUCGAAAGAAGAAAGCCGUGAGUGGUCCUCCGGAGCGAAGGGGCGGAAGGAAGGUGAAAAAGUGUGGUCGUCUGGGAAGAAAGAGUGGAAAGAUGAAAGCAAGGAAUGGGCCCCUGAUGCGAAGAAAAUCGAACUGAAGGAAAACGAGUCUAUGAAGGAACUGAAAGCAGAAAAGAAAUCGAAGGAUAUUAAGAUAGAGGAAUCAAAGGAGAAGAAAGGUGGAUCUUGGGAAUCUGACGAAGGACCAUGGAAAGAAGAAAGUUAUGAGUGGUCCUCUGAUGGGAAGAAGUGGACAGAAGGUGACAAAGAAUGGUCCUCCGGUGAAAAGGAAUGGAAGGGAGGAGAUACAGAAUGGUCUGCUGAGAAGACGAAAAUCGAACUGAAGGAAGAAAAGUCUAAGAAGGAACUGAAAGAGGAGAGGAAAUCGAAGGAAAUUAAAAUAGAAGAAUCGAAGGGGAAAACAGGUUCAUCCUGGGAAUCUGGUAAGAGGCCGUCUAAAGAAGAAAGCCACGAAUGGUCCUCCGGGGUGAAGGAAUGGAAGGAAGGUGACGAAGAGUGGUCCUCGGGGGAGAAAGAAUGGAAGGAUGAAAAUAAAGAAUGGGCUCCUGAAACGAAGAAAAUCGAAUUGAAGGAAAACUUAUCGAAGAAGGAAGUGAAAGAGAAGAAGAAGUCGAAGGAAAUUAAGAUAGAGGAAUCGAAGGAGAAGGAGGGUGCAUCCUGGGAAUCCAGGAAAGGACCAUGGAAAGAAGAAAGUCACGAAUGGUCCUCGGGAGACAAGAAAUUGAAGGGUGCAGAUAAUAAGUGGUCGUCUCAGAAGAAGAAAAUCGAAUUGAAGAAACAAAAGUCUAAGGAAGGGCAGAAAGUGGAGAAGAAAUCAAAGGAA